AACGUUCGAAUAAAGCAGCCACAUCAGCGCUUAUCUUCCAGAUGUAUCCCCGAACAAUGGAAAUGUGAUUCGGAUAACGACUGCGGAGAUGGUUCGGAUGAAAAACUGGAAAUGUGCGCGAAUGCGACUUGCGCGCUUAAUCAGUUCUCGUGCGCAAAUGGACGAUGUAUACCGAUUUACUGGCUUUGUGACGGUGAUAAUGAUUGCUAUGAUGGUACAGAUGAGGAUAAAGAACGAUGUCCACCGAUGUUGUGUAGAAGCGAUCAGUUCAGAUGCGCAAAUGGACGUCAAUGCAUUGCUCUUCGUAAUCACUGCGAUGGUCAAAGUGAUUGUGAAGAUGGAUCCGACGAAGAUAGCUGCUUGAUUCAGCCAAAUGCAUGCACCUCAGAUCAGUUCCAGUGCAAAACCAGUGGCAUUUGCAUACCUGCCUCGUGGAAAUGUGAUGGACAGAAGGAUUGCGAUGAUGGUUCCGAUGAACCGGCAUUCGGAUGCAGUGCAAACACUUGCAAAGAAGAUCAUUUUAAGUGUAACAAUGGGCGAUGCAUUCUUAAUGUGAGACUUUUUGGACAUUUGUCUUACAAUAAUGAAAAAUUUUAUGCCGAAAAUUAA
Cylicostephanus goldi is the source of this 609-nucleotide messenger RNA. The record is from the annotation of a GenBank genome assembly. Lineage: Eukaryota; Metazoa; Nematoda; Chromadorea; Rhabditida; Strongylidae.